Pristis pectinata (smalltooth sawfish) is the source of this 655-nucleotide messenger RNA. It is a transcript of the gene krtcap2, whose product is annotated as keratinocyte associated protein 2. The record is from RefSeq and is a predicted model, not a curated record. The transcript is spliced from 5 exons. The coding region runs from base 104 to 508 and encodes 134 amino acids. Lineage: Eukaryota; Metazoa; Chordata; Chondrichthyes; Rhinopristiformes; Pristidae.
GUCGCCAACGGCGGAGCGCGACGUGGCGCAGCGGGUCACGUGGUCGCCGCGGCCAGGCCCCGCCCCCUCCGGCAGAGCGGCGGCCGAGGCGACGACGGAGACGAUGGCGGUCAGCACCGGGUCCUCGCUGGUCCUCUCUUCCCUCCUCACCCUGUUGCUCUUUGCCGGGAUGCAGAUGUACAGUCGGCAGCUGGCUUCUUCCGAGUGGCUGACCAUCCUGGGCGGAUUCCUGGGGUCGGUCCUCUUCAUCUUCUCCCUGACCGCCUUCAACAAUUUGGAGAGUGUGGUGUUCGGCAAGGGAUUCCAGGCAAAGAUAUUCCCGGAAAUCACGUUCUGCCUGCUGCUGUCUCUGUUUGCCUCCGCGCUGAUCCACCGAGUCUGCGUCACCACCUGCUUCAUCUUCUCAAUGAUCGGCCUGUACUACCUCAACCGUCUGUCGGCGGCCCUGUACCAGGUGGCCCCCCCGCCCCCCCUCGUCACCAAGGCGCCCAAGAAGAAGAAGAACUGAGGGUCCGUCCCUGCCCCGGGGGCGGGUGGGUAGGGGAGGAGCAGGCACGAGGCGGGGCGGAGGGACGCUUGGCUUCGAGGUCCGGGACCCCGCUCGGUCCCCACUGUCUGUGUGUCCAUGGGGGAAUAAAGAAGGGUUUGAUUUGUC